UAGUAAUAGUAGUAGCAAUAGUAGUAGAAGCAGUAUAUAGCAAUAGUAGUAUAGAAGUAGUAAUGGUAGAAGCGGCACUAGCAGUGAAAAAUACAGGUAGCAUCAUCAUUCCUCGCAGCUACUUAUCUAUGACAUAACCACUGAUGAACAACAGUGAUAUAACCUCUGACGAAGCCAAUGCAUCAAUGCAUCCUAGCUUACUAUAAUUAUACGUCAUACAAGCGCGACACUAUUAUAUCCAUUCUUCCCCUCAGUUCAUAAUAAUACCGGCAUUCCGUUUGAACUCAUGAUCUUUUCCAUACACAAGUAAACAAUAUUUGGGGCAUUUGUUCUGUGCGAUGGCGGUGUUGGAGAUAUCGUCUAUUGUCACCAUUCCUACUCUAGUUGCCCUGUUCGUCGUGGUCGUACUUUACCUCAUCUACCGGACCAACUCUAGGACUGCUCUAAGGCACCCCCCUGGUCCUUCAGAACUACCCUUCAUAGGGAGUAUCUUCACCCUCCUCUUCACGAAGCUCCAGCAACACGAACUGCUCUUUAAAUGGAGCGGGGAGUACGGCGGGAUCUUCUCCUUCACGCUGGCUGGAGGCCGCGUGGUCGUCCUGAGCGACAAGGAGCUCAUCCAGGAGACUCUACAGGAUCCCUUCGUCAAUGAUAGGAUCCCCUUCCCAGCAUGUAUCAGCAUCUAUGGCAGAGAGAACACAGGAAUUGCCUUUGCUAGCGGGGCUGUGUGGAAGGAACAGCAACGCUUUUUCCUGACCGUCUUCCGCAAGGUAAACACGAGCGUCAUUAGGUUUGAAGACAUCAUCCAGACCCAGGGACAGCGUCUCCUGAACGAACUGGACCGCCUUGAAGGACAACUCUUCGACCCUUCCAAUAUUGUGACGGUUACAAUAUCGAACGUGAUCCUGAAGAUAGUUACAGGAAAGACGUACGAGUAUGCUGAUCCUGGCUUGCUUCGGAUGGCAACGUGUUCAGAUAGACUUGCUGAUAUAAUCGGACCUGCUGGAUUGUUAGGAAUGAUUCCUGGUCUUGCUUCCUUGCCUCUCCCGGCUAAACGUCAAUUAACCGAUCUGAUGCGGGAAAUGAUUGACUUCAUUAGGGAUCAUGUCGAGGAACACAAGGCGAACUUUAACCCUGAUGAGCCAGCGACUGACUUUAUGUCAUGCUACUUGAAAGAGAUAGCCAACAGCUCUGGGAUUCCGGACACAACAUUUGAUGAAACGAACAUGCUCCAAACAUGUUGGGACGCCAUGUUUCCUGGCUACGAAACAACUAUCUCCGCCUUCCGAUGGGCCUUGCACCUCCUCGCAUCGCAUCCUCAAGUUCAGUCACGAAUUCGUCAAGAAAUUUUCGACGCCGUCGGAAGAGAUCGUCUUCCAGCGUAUACCGAUCGUCACAAUAUGCCGUACAUGGAAUCAACCGUCGUGGAAUGCCUCCGAAUGAGACCCGUAAUCCCUUACGUGGCGCCGCAUAUUGUAUCACGUGAUCGCAAGAUAGCCGGAUAUGACGUGGCAGUGGGCACAAGGGUCACGGUCAAUCUAUGGUUUUUGGCGCGAAGUCCCACUUUGUGGGAGGAUCCCGACGAGUUUAGACCUGAACGAUUUCUGGAUGAGAAUGGUUGCUAUGACAGAUCACGUGAGCCUUUAUCAUUCAGCUAUGGCAGACGAACUUGUCCCGGCGAUCAACUAGCCCGGAUGGAGCUCUUCCUCAUCUUGAGCUACAUCCUCCAAAGGUUCACCCUGACUCUCCCGGAUGGAGCCCCAAGGAAUCUUGAAGGAAGCAUGGGGGCUACGUACAAACCUUACCAGUAUGAGCUGCGAGCAACUAAAAAUCACGGAGCGCGUUCGUCCGCAUCGAAUUCAGUCCCAGAAUGAUUGUUGGCAAAGAUGCUUCCAGAAAAAUAACAGGCAAUCGGGAAGAAAGAGGAAUAAUUCGACGAAUGACACUAAUGAUAACGAAAAUGGUGAUAACAAUAAAGAUAAUGAUGAUGAUAAUAAUAACAAUUAUAAUGCUAUUUGAAUUAUAAUAAUAAUGAUGAUAAUAAAUGUAAUCAUAAUUCAUCUCUCUAAACCAAAUGUUCCUCUUUCCACUUUGACAGAGUUUCGUUUCCUAGAACCUACUUUCUCCGUGUCUUAUCUUGAAUAUUUCGUUUGCAUUUUUUGCAUAUAUGAACAACUGUGUACAAAAUUGUCCAUAUUUUGUUUCAUGUAAAGGUCGAAUAAAUCAUGUUAGCAUACAAAAUCAUGAAAAUGGUCCCAAUUUCUUAAGUUCAUAGAAGGUGUGAAGUUGCAUGCAUGCAGGGAUAUGUAUAACACAUUAUUAAUUCAAAUCCAAGCGUGCGCGCGCUAUACAAGAAGCAAAAUCCUCUUUAUUAUACAGCGCGUCCCAGAAAAAACGAAACUGAGAAUUAUCGAUGUUUAAUGAUAACUUUAUCACAAUAAGAAUUAAUAAUUUAUACAUAUUUGUAA
Messenger RNA from Strongylocentrotus purpuratus (purple sea urchin), 2468 nucleotides. RefSeq names its product cytochrome P450 2F3. The coding region runs from base 339 to 1874 and encodes 511 amino acids. The transcript has 5 exons. Gene Ontology annotation, biological process: xenobiotic metabolic process. Gene Ontology annotation, molecular function: iron ion binding; heme binding; oxidoreductase activity, acting on paired donors, with incorporation or reduction of molecular oxygen, reduced flavin or flavoprotein as one donor, and incorporation of one atom of oxygen. Gene Ontology annotation, cellular component: intracellular membrane-bounded organelle; cytoplasm. NCBI's taxonomy places the organism in Eukaryota, Metazoa, Echinodermata, Echinoidea, Camarodonta, Strongylocentrotidae. The record is from RefSeq and is a predicted model, not a curated record.